AUGCCCAAGGCAGAAGUCGGCUCGACGAAAUACCUAAACAACAAACUAAAGUCCAAAGGCCUCCAGCGUCUGCGCUGGUACUGCCAGGUCUGCGAGAAACAAUGUCGCGACGAGAACGGCUUCAAGAUGCACACCCAGUCCGAGUCGCACGUGCGCCAGAUGCUUGUUGUGGGCGAAGACCCUAAAAAGUUUCUCCACGAGUACAGCAACCAGUUUUUACGCGAUUUCCUCCAGCUCCUCCGCACCGGUCACGGCGAGAAGCAGGUCCAGAUCAACCACUUCUACCAGGAAUACAUCGCCAACAAGGAACAUGUGCACAUGAACGCCACCAAGUGGCCCAGCUUGACCGAGUUCGCGAAGCACCUCGGGAGGGAGGGUAUCUGUCGGGUCGAGGAGACUGAGAAGGGGAUCCACAUCGCCUGGAUCGACAACUCGCCCGAGGCGCUCAAGAGACAGGAGGCACUGAGGAGAAAGGAGGCACAAGACCGCGGGAACGAGGAGGUCGAGCAGAUGAUGAUUCGGGAGCAGAUUAAGCGCGCACAGAAGCAGGCCGAGGCCAGAGGAGAGAAGGAGGUGGACGAGGAUGAGAGGGAAAAGGGGCUACAGCGCGCUGAGGGUGAAAAGAUCUCGUUGUCAUUUGGGGUGAAACCCAAGUUGGAGCCGAGCCCUCAGCCAAAGCCUGCGUCGCCUGAUGCUGCUGCUGCCGACUCCGCAACGCCCACGGAUGCUGAAAAGCCCGCGGAUAAGCCCGCCGAGCAAGCCGCCGACAAGCCGUCUCUCGGUUUCAAGAUGACGGCUAAGCCGCAGACGAAGAACGUGUUCGCACAGGCGAAGAAGAAGAAUGCUCUGGGGGGAAGUGCAAAGAAGCCUGCUUUCGAGCAGCCUAAGAAGAUGAGCGAGGCGGAGAGGAUCAUGAAGGAGGACAUGGAAAGGAUGGAGAAGAAGAGGUCGAGAGAUGGCGGUGGUUCUGGGUUUGGGGGCUUCGCAUUCAAGAAGCAGAAGACGGACCGGUAA
Messenger RNA from Colletotrichum karsti, 1014 nucleotides. RefSeq lists its product as uncharacterized. NCBI's taxonomy places the organism in Eukaryota, Fungi, Ascomycota, Sordariomycetes, Glomerellales, Glomerellaceae. Gene Ontology annotation, molecular function: double-stranded DNA binding. The coding region runs from base 1 to 1014 and encodes 337 amino acids. Gene Ontology annotation, biological process: DNA damage response; DNA replication. Gene Ontology annotation, cellular component: nucleus. The record is from RefSeq and is a predicted model, not a curated record. The transcript has a single exon.